Brassica oleracea var. oleracea is the source of this 677-nucleotide messenger RNA. RefSeq lists its product as uncharacterized. The record is from RefSeq and is a predicted model, not a curated record. The coding region runs from base 84 to 677 and encodes 197 amino acids. The transcript is spliced from 2 exons. Lineage: Eukaryota; Viridiplantae; Streptophyta; Magnoliopsida; Brassicales; Brassicaceae.
UUUCUCACCCUUAAUAAAUAAAAGCCAUUCAGCGCCAAGAAAUGAAAAAACCAUCAUCAAGAGAGUAGUUGAAUCAGUUUCAAAUGGCGACUUACAAGCUUCUCCUUAUCUACUUUAUCCUUAUCUUCCUUAGUCGUCAUGUGCUUAGCGACAUCGAUGAAGAGGACGUUCUUUUCAUAGGCAUCAACAGCUACAGAGCAUCACAGAAUCUCACAACCUUAAACAACAACGAGAACGCAGAGUGUCUAGCCGACGAAAUAGCUGAUCAACUCAAGAACAAGCAAUGCACCAACGACACUGGCUCAGCCACAGUACCCGGAACCGAGCCACAGUUCACAGACUACCCUAAUAUUCUAGCUAAAUGCCACUUAAGCGUCUCCGACACAAGAGACGGCUUGAUCAUGCCCGCAUGUGUUCCUUUCUUAGAGUCGAGCCCAAGCCUCGUCCUCACAAACUUCACCAAGUCACAAUACUCGUUGAGUUUGAACGAUUCUAAGUUUACGGGAAUGGGUAUUGGUAAAGAAGAUGAUUGGAUCGUUGUGGUUCUCACUACCCACACACCACAAGGAAGCUUCUCUACAGCUACUAAAGUGGACUCUAAUGGCUUCACUUUUGCUAUUGGCUUCUUUAACUAUGUGUUUGUUUUCAUCUUGUCCUUUUGUUUCUUUCUUUGUUGA